AUUCCCCGAAUGCGCUCCAAUCAUUCGCGGACGUAUGUCAGUGGACGUGUCAAAAAAUGUGGUGAUUGUGCCGGUGAAACUUGAAAAAAACAUUAAACUGAUACAGGAUUUCUUGCAAAAUGACCGCAAAACUGUUGCUGGUUUUCUUAUUGGCGACAAUAACUCUUCAGUUCUCCCAAGGUAGCAUAGAAGGAUUUAUUCCCCCACGUUACACUAAGCUUUUGGACGUUGCUCAUGAAGCCUGUGCCUCAACAGGGAACAUUCCCAACAUCUAUUAUGCUGCAAAUAUUUAUAAACAGAUGAAUUAUCCAGUUCCCGAGAACUGCAAGAAACCUGCUUGCGAACAGCUACUAAAAGCUCUAUCGGCUCCCGGAUUGGAAAUCGAUGUUUUGUUUCUGGGUUUAGGAGCGCAGAAGAUAUUGAACUGCGAAGGAAAUAUACCCAAAGAUAGACUGAUAAAGGAAGCACAGGCUGUUCUUCAGAGUGAAAAAUCAACAGUUCCCAAUCUUCAUUACGCUGCUACAGUUUUAGUAUCAGUAGGACAGCAAGUACCGAAUGGUGCUAAAAUUGCGCAGCUCGCUCAGGCCCAACUUAAGACGGAUGAUAGUGUGGUCGCUCUCGGACAUGCCUUACAUCUAGCUGCUUUAUUAGGGGACUCUGGAAAGUUUAUCAUUGAGCGCAUUGAAGAUAUAGUGGUGCAGGCAGAUGAGAUUGAUGGCAAAUUACUGCAGUGGGAAGGCGGAUUGAGCACUACGUCUUUAGUACUAACAGGACUUCUUAAAUUUCCCACUGUGAAAUCGUUGAAUCAAGUUCAAGCAGAUAAGAUAGCCAACUACCUUUUGUCCAGAGUCACAGUGCAAACACCUAGAGGCGUUUCUUCACUUCUCGACGCCGGGGCUGCUCUUUCCAGCAGCAAAUUAUCUCCUGUGUCGAUUUCCAUUGUUCCACCGCCCAUUGUAUCCGAGAUCGAGCCUAAUCUGCGCAUUCAUGUUUCCGAUAUGUUAGGACGUGCUGUACAACCAGCGCUAAGUCCAGUUGUAGCUCAAUCUGCAACUCGAAUUGCCGAUGAUGUUGUGGUAUUAGCUAAACAGCCCUUAAGUGUUGGUACCGAGAAAACGGAAUACAUCUUACCUUUAAAGCUCGAACCUGGUUUCUAUAAAAUAUUGUUAAACGUGGGUUCCCAUUCAGUCACUUUUAAAACGAAAGUCGUGGGACGAGUGCAGAUUGAAAGCUGCGAAGUUGGUCUGUCUGAUGCCGAUGGAAGUUCGGCGCCACGGCUGGAAAAAAUUAAUUAUGGACGUACACUGUCUAACAGAUUAAACGGAGAUUCUGGACAGAAGCUGAUAAUCAAGUUUACUUUAACAAGACAGGUUCAUCAAGCAUUCGUACGCCUCUCAACCGCCAGUAAGGAGAUAUUCUUUGUGGCCGGUCAGGAAUCCAACAAUCAAUACAAAGUUGAAGCAGAUCUGGGAGAAGAGCUUCCUGUUUCCGAUAUUUUCAAAGUAGAAAUUAUCGUAGGUGAUUAUCUCGUCAUCGAACCCGUGAAAUGGCUGAUUGGUGAAAUUGAAUUGAAAGCUUCCAAUGCUGCUGUUAGUGCUAGCUCUAAGCCUAUCCGGGGACCUAAACCGGAAAUUCGGCACAUGUUCAGACAACCAGACAAGCGACCUGCCCAAGCUGUGUCUUUACUGUUCACUGCUCUGACUGCUGCUCCAUUUUUAGUAUUACUCAUUCUAUGGAACAUCAUUGGAGUCAAUCUUAGCAAUUUUAGUGUGCGCGCGGUUCCGUUCCAUCUCGGUUUCGGUGCAAUUCUGGGGCUCUUUACUUUGUUCUGGUUGAAACUGAACAUGUUUACAACUUGCGCCUGGCUCGUUCCCAUUGGCGGCUUCACAUUCGUUGCAGGGCAAAGAUUGUUAAGUUCCAUAUCCAGAAGCAAAAAGGCUGAGAAAUAAAGUAGGUAAAUUGAUUGAAAUUGCUUUGAAUGAGUGUUUGAAUGGAGUAUUCUGUUUCUAUUCCAAAAGUGUUCUCCAGAAGCAAUUUUUCAGUUAUUGUCGUUUAGUGUCAACGAAAUAUGAAUGCACCACUAUGAUACCAUAAAGUAUCUUAUACAAUGUAACUUUUGUAAUUUUGUUGUGAAAUAAACAUUUCUUUAAACUAUUA
This is a messenger RNA of Dendroctonus ponderosae (mountain pine beetle), 2157 nucleotides long. It is a transcript of the gene OstDelta, whose product is annotated as dolichyl-diphosphooligosaccharide--protein glycosyltransferase subunit 2. The transcript is spliced from 7 exons. Gene Ontology annotation, cellular component: oligosaccharyltransferase complex; membrane. Lineage: Eukaryota; Metazoa; Arthropoda; Insecta; Coleoptera; Curculionidae. The record is from RefSeq and is a predicted model, not a curated record. Bases 120 to 1949 code for a protein of 609 amino acids. Gene Ontology annotation, biological process: protein N-linked glycosylation.